Messenger RNA from Ectocarpus siliculosus, 1055 nucleotides. NCBI's taxonomy places the organism in Eukaryota, Phaeophyceae, Ectocarpales, Ectocarpaceae. The record is from the annotation of a GenBank genome assembly.
GCUGUUGAAAAACACGGGAACGUAAGGUGGUUGGAGCCCGUGUUGGUGAUCUCUUGGGACGUAGGAGUCAACUCCCCCUCAUACACCACUACCGCUCGCUCCUGCAUUAUUUUUUGCUCGAGAUGUCAGCAGCAGCAGCAGCAGCAGAAGCAAGCAUUGACGCGGAGCCGAGCCCCACCGCCAUCACCGCGACGACGACGGCUCUCCUCGUUAUCGACAUGCAGAGAGAUUUCCUCGAGCCGGGAGGCUUUGGAGAGUCCCUCGGCAACGACGUCUCCGUCCUGCGGACGGCCAUCGCGCCGUGUUCUCAGCUGCUCAGCGCCUGCAGGGCCUGCCCCGGGUUGCUCGUCUGCCACACCCGCGAGGGUCACAGACCAGAUCUCUCGGAUCUACCCAGGCACAAGCUGAUGCAGAGUCCAGAGGGUAAGAGGAUCGGUGACCUUGGCCCAAUGGGGCGCAUCCUCGUGAGGGGGGAGAGAGGGCACGAUAUCAUCCCUGAGUUAUACCCCCUGCCGAUGGAACCGUGCGUCGACAAGCCCGGCAAGGGGGCGUUCUUUUCCACCGACCUCGAAACAAUAUUGCGGUCUCGCGGGAUAGAGACUCUGAUUGUUUGCGGCGUUACCACCGAGGUCUGCGUACAUACCACCGUGCGAGAGGCUAACGACCGAGGCUUCGCCUGUGUCGUGGUCGACGAGGCUUGCUCCUCCUUCUUUCCGGAGUUCCACAGGGUGGGCCUGUCCAUGGUCAAGGCUCAGGGAGGAAUCUUCGGCAAGGUCGCGUCGGUGGCAAGCGUGGUCAGGGCCGUGCGCGAGCUCGCCGUUGCCGGUGCAGGCGCCGCCGACUCUUCCUCCUGAUACGUCGUGUUGUUCAAUAGCACACAUGCUCGGGUUCUCCCCUCCGUGGAACAUGUAAAUAGGUGGGAAGGUGCUUGCUGAUAGCGUUGCCUCCCGAGGUUCUCCGUAAGCUUUGGGGUAGAGGGACCAGAGCUGUCAGAGCGGCGACGGCAGGCUGGGUGUGCGGGUUUUUGUGCGUGUUGUUUGUUGUGAGCAAAAUGC